AGUCUGUUAAUUUCCGCAGGUAAUAUUAUCUGAGUGGGAACGACGAUGUCGAAGAGACGCUGAGCGAGGAAGAAGGAGGACGAAUAGGAAGGAUGAAGAGUCUCGUCGGUAUCAUGUGGAUCGUCCUGGUGCUGAUAUCAGGAUGCUCCGGGAAUCCUGACGCGAAACGCCUGUACGAUGACCUCCUGAGCAACUACAACAAGCUGGUGCGACCGGUGGUGAACGUGACGGACGCCCUCACCGUCAAGAUCAAGCUGAAGCUGUCCCAGCUCAUCGACGUCUUUUUCGUCAAUUUCUGAACAACCCCU
Molecule: messenger RNA, 308 nt
Organism: Nicrophorus vespilloides
Lineage: Eukaryota; Metazoa; Arthropoda; Insecta; Coleoptera; Silphidae
Product: acetylcholine receptor subunit alpha-like
Exons: 3
Coding region: 93-299 (68 amino acids)
Biological process (GO): monoatomic ion transport
Cellular component (GO): membrane
Molecular function (GO): extracellular ligand-gated monoatomic ion channel activity
Source: RefSeq, a predicted model, not a curated record